AAGAUAUAUGUGGCAUCGGGUCGACUCACCGCAACACUUGGGCUCCUCCAGCACGCAUUAGACGCACCAGCAGCGUGGGUUCAGGACGCGAGAGACCGAAGAGACUGUCUUAUUCCCGUUCAUUUGCUAACCAAACAGAAUGGCCGACCAGGAGACUGAACUUCUCGACUACGAGGAGGAUGAGGAUGCGGUGGAGGCAGGAGUAGGAGAAACAACGGAGGCUGCCCCAGCCAAAAAGGAUGUCAAGGGUACCUAUGUGUCUAUCCACUCCUCAGGCUUCAGGGAUUUCCUGCUGAAGCCAGAAAUCCUGAGAUCCAUUGUGGACUGUGGCUUUGAGCAUCCUUCUGAGGUACAGCAUGAGUGCAUCCCUCAAGCUGUUUUGGGCAUGGACAUCUUGGGCCAAGCUAAGUCGGGUAUGGGAAAGACGGCAGUGUUUGUGCUUGCAACACUUCAGCAGAUUGACCCUGUUGAUGGUCAGGUGUCAGUUCUGGUAAUGUGUCAUACGCGAGAGUUGGCUUACCAGAUUGCCAAGGAGUAUGAGAGAUUCAGCAAGUACAUGCCCAACGCCAAGGUGGGGGUGUUCUUCGGAGGCCUGAAUGUUCAGAAGGAUGAAGAGACCCUCAAGAACAACUGCCCCCACAUUGUUGUUGGCACCCCUGGCCGUGUUCUUGCUCUGGUGCGCAACAAGAAGCUCAAUCUCCGCCACUUGAAACACUUUGUAUUGGAUGAAUGUGACAAGAUGCUGGAACAGCUUGACAUGCGACGAGAUGUGCAAGAAAUCUUCCGCAAUACUCCUCAUGAAAAGCAAGUGAUGAUGUUCAGCGCCACCUUGAGCAAGGAGAUCCGCCCUGUUUGCAAGAAGUUCAUGCAAGAUCCCAUGGAAGUAUAUGUUGAUGAUGAAGCCAAGUUGACUCUUCAUGGCCUGCAGCAGCACUACGUUAAAAUCAAGGAAAAUGAGAAGAAUCGAAAAUUGUUUGAAUUACUCGAUGCUUUAGAGUUCAACCAGGUUGUGAUAUUUGUUAAGUCAGUCCAGAGAUGCAUGGCCUUGGCACAGCUAUUGGUUGAACAGAACUUCCCAGCCAUUGCUAUCCACCGUGCCAUGCAGCAAGAAGAGAGACUGAGUCGUUACCAGCAGUUCAAGGAUUUCCAGAAGCGCAUUCUGGUGGCAACAAACCUUUUUGGUAGAGGAAUGGAUAUUGAGCGAGUGAACAUCGUGUUCAACUAUGACAUGCCAGAAGACAGUGACACAUACCUUCACAGAGUAGCAAGAGCUGGUCGAUUCGGAACCAAGGGUUUAGCUGUCACGUUUGUGAGUGAAGAAAGUGAUGCAACGAUUUUGAAUGAGGUUCAGGAGAGGUUCGAUGUAAACAUCACAGAGCUACCUGACGAGAUUGAGCUCAGCUCAUACAUUGAAGGUCGUUAAAAUGGGAGAGAGGAGUAAUUGUAGGGUCCAGAUGAGGCACUGGUGUAGUGUGAAUGGUAAAAGAAAUGUUAAUGUAAAUGAUUCAUGGUAUAUUUCAUGUUGAGAUUGAUAGUUUGAACGAUCCUUUUAUUUUGUAGUAUUAGUGAUACACAUCUUUUGUUUCAAUUAGAAAACCAUUAUAACCAAAGCUUGCAUGUCAUGGAGCACUGCAUUGUGUGUUUUAUUUUUAUUAUUAUUAAUUUUUUAUUUUUUAUUUUUUUAAGUUGAGCACAAGAAAUGUUUGGAAACUUUGCAGUCUCUUGUAAAGUGUACCGUGACUUGUCAAGAUAUUUUUAAGUUUGUGAAACAUUCAUUGAAAAAAUUUUGCUACCUUAGUAUGAAAAGUAGCAAAACUUAAUUCUUCAAACAAGUACAAGUGUGUAUGUAUAUCAUCUAAUUUUAAGAAAAAUAAAGACUACGAAAUUA
Molecule: messenger RNA, 1888 nt
Organism: Penaeus indicus
Lineage: Eukaryota; Metazoa; Arthropoda; Malacostraca; Decapoda; Penaeidae
Gene: Hel25E
Product: spliceosome RNA helicase DDX39B
Exons: 10
Coding region: 140-1423 (427 amino acids)
Biological process (GO): mRNA splicing, via spliceosome; mRNA export from nucleus
Molecular function (GO): RNA helicase activity; RNA binding; ATP binding
Source: RefSeq, a predicted model, not a curated record